UACUUAUGGAUAGAUAUGUUCUAUUGUUUUAUUCUAGGGAACCACAGAAGGUUCAACCCUAGUGCAUCUUCUACAUACAAAAAUGAAGGGCAAAGCUGUACCCUAUAUUAUGGGAGUGGUGACUUGACUGUUAGGAUGGGAUAUGAUACUGUGCGGGUUCAGAAUAUUGUCGUUAAGAACCAGGAGUUUGGCUUGAGUGAGGAUGAACCCUAUGAUCCAUUCUAUUAUGCCUAUUUUGAUGGAAUUUUGGGAAUGGCUUAUCCCCCUCUAGCUUUUUGGGGAUCACAAACUAUCAUGCAGCAGAUGGUGAAUCAAGGACAGCUUUCUGAACCCAUUUUCAGCUUCUAUUUCUCACGCGAACCCACCUAUCAGUAUGGAGGGGAAUUGAUCUUAGGAGGGGUACUGGAUCGGCUCUUCAUUGGAGAAAUUUCCUGGGCACCUGUCACUGAACAGAUGUACUGGCAGAUUGCUAUUGAUGAGUAUGUGAUAUUUAUAGUUCCAUUUGAUCUAUAGCUGUUUUUUUUUUUU
Molecule: messenger RNA, 528 nt
Organism: Python bivittatus (Burmese python)
Lineage: Eukaryota; Metazoa; Chordata; Lepidosauria; Squamata; Pythonidae
Source: RefSeq, a predicted model, not a curated record